CUUUUAUUGUAGCAGUACGCCCUUGGGCUGACAGGAUCUUUUCUCUAUAUAUAUAUAGAAAACUCUUAAAAAGGCCUAUAGGCGAACUUGAAUAAUGUUUCGCCUCGCUACGAACGUGCUAUGUCUGUGGUGGUUUUGCUUUAAAAACCGCUACGGAUCUACAGGAGCUGUGGCGGUUGCCCAUGUUUUUUUGCAUGAAGAAAUACCACAAUGAGCUUACUAUGUCCGUUGUGGUCGUUUAAUCCACAUCGUCCAAAAAAAUCGGACGGUGCCGAGCCUAUGGACAAAAAUACUAUUCAUUUCGCCCAUAGGCAUUGCGCAGUGGCUUCUAUAUAUAUAUAUAUGUAUGUAUGUAUGUAUGUAUGUAUGUAUGUGUGUUUGUUUGUUGCAUUAGCAUCACCUUUUCAAUUAUGUCUGACAUCCAAAUCCAUCUUAGAGAUUUUAAAAUUUCAUGGGUUAGUAAUUACUACAAUCACGAUAAUUAAUCUGAAAAAUAAAUAAAUUUUGAAUUAUAGAAAUAACGUAUUUUGAAUUUUUUUUUGUGCCCUCCAUUUUAAUUCUUUGCCGAUCAUCUGAUCUGCAUUAUUUUUGAAGCUGCUGAAAUUGCUUGGAUCUGAAGCGGAAUGUAUUUGUAGUGAUUUGAGAUGUAUUUCCCUUCUUAAAUCCAUGGAAAACCAAAGUGGACUCAUGUGUUGGGUGAUGCAUGAUAAACUCUCUUAACACACACACACAGAGUGAAACAUAUAUAUGCAUAUUCUCUCUUUAUUAUGGUUUUUAAGUCCAAUUUGUACUAUUCAGGCUUUUGGUAUCAUCUUUUAUUGCUGUCCUCAGUCAUAUGUGAUGUGCUCUUAGUUACCCAAUCAAGGAUUGUGCUGUGCUGUAAGAGAUUGUCUUAUCCCCAAGGAGGGUAAUUAAUGAUUAGUUUCAUAAGGAAAACUCGUUUCCUGAAAUACUUCUGUACCAUCUCGAGAUUUGUUGAACCUGUCACAUAUUUCGAGGUAAUCUGAACUUGGAGACAUUCUUAACAUUUAAGUUGUUAUGUAGACAUCCAUGCCUCUUGUCUUUCCAUCGGAGCAGUGUUUCUGUCAUAUUCCAGGCUGCUGGCCUGGGGAUGGUGCCCAUACUUUCCAACAUGGGGAGUGUGUCAUGGGUACAACAAAAUAGACAGAUCAGUUCAAACUGUGUCAUGUCAGUGACAAACGAUGCAUCUUGCCACUUUCAGUCCUUCGCAUUUAAAGUAUGCCUCCUUAAAAAAGAAAUUAUCAUAAAAGGCAUUAUUUUGAUGAAGUUGGUAAUUAAGAUGCAUAGUGGCAUAUACGGCCCUGGGUUGGGAAGUUUUUGUAUACUGUAUUCUCUUACAAGGUCAACAGUUUCAAAAAAAGAUGUAUUGUGGCAUAUUGAAUUUUGUGUUGGAGCACUAAAUGUCUCUACACUUGUAGACACCAAACCUCUUGUGGUGUCUAUGUGGCUCUGCCUAGGAGGAAAAAAGGAAACAUCAUCUUUUGGAAGAUGAAGAGAAGCUUUUGUGUGUAUGUGUGUCCAUGGAUAGUGAAUUAGUGAUGCAUUGGUAAAAGGUGAAAGGGUAGGCUUGUCAGCUUCUAAUUCCCACAGGUAUAGGACUGUUUUUACUUGGAUUUUUCCAAUGGACUGUUGUGAUGGUUGAAUGUUUUGGGAAAUGUCAGGGUGCUUUCUAUUGCUGACGGGUUUUUCAUUCAUAAGGGCUGUGUUAGAGUUACCUGAGUGCAAUGACAGAUGAUGACCUUCAUUGAGGUAAUUAUCAGUGCGUACAUGAGAUGCUACAAUCACCAUUAAACAUUUUACCCUACGAUUUUUUUAUUCUUCCAUCGGACAUUGUUCCAUUUCCUUAUAAGAUUAUGGUGGUUUCCACUAUCAUAUGCCAUUUGGAACACUCAUCUAAUGUGUCCUUUUACUUAGUUGAUGUAAAAAUUAGCAAAGAGCUUCUCAAUCAAGGGGUGGGAUCAUCUGUAUCAUAUUCUGUGCCUGUGUACGAUGUUACUUAACUGGAAACAUUUACCGUGAAACCUACCCGACCUGUUCUUAUGUGGACAAGUUUACCAAAACUUAUUGGCAUGCAAUCACUCAAAGUGACCAUAUAUUUACAGCCAUUUGUAUGAACUGUGAAUAUCUUUGUUGUGUUAUUGUUUCUAACUAAAUAAUUUCUUGGUUGGUCUCGUCUUUUGUUUGCUGCUACCAUGUUUUGCUCUAUCUGACUUUUACACCUAGAUUCCGAUCUGCAUGUCCAGCAGUCACAAUAAUCAUGAAAAUAUUGGAACUUGGUUUUAUGGUAUGAUAUCAUCAAUUUGUAUUAGUUCAUUACACUUUUUCACGAUUUGGGCUUGGGCUUGAUUGGUUAAGGUGUUGACAUUGCAACACCACACCGCCAGUUUGAAUCCCACUGCUGAACUCCUGCAAAAAAUGCGUAUUCACUUUCCAACAUGAAGGCUAUUGGACUUUAGUCUGCUUGGUCAUGGCCAUCAUGCUCUUUUUAAAUCCUGGCUAGACCGAAGCGGCCCAAGCCGAUGACACCUUCCUCCAAGCCCCCUGACCCUGCACCUGACGAGCUCGCAAAGAGGCGCGAGUUCAACAGGCUUAGGCAGCGCAAGUACCGAGCUCACAUGAGUCCAGAAGAGAGGGAGCGCACUAAAGAGCUACAGCGCCGAUAUCGACAGCAGCUCCCUGUGCGCAUGUGCAAAGCCAUGCGCAUGCCCAUCACACCUGAGAGCAUCGCCUAUGCCGCCAAGAUGGUGCGUGAACGCCAACGCAUACUCCGCCUCCACAGAGUGAGUGGCCCCAAGAAAAACCCCAAGUCUCAUGUGCACAACGAGACUGGCCAUGUGCUCAGUGAUGGAGCCACAGGUGAGCCAAGUAGGCUUAAGAGACCUCCCACUUGUAUGGAAGAUGUGGCUCGUGAGUUCAUUGCGUUUGCCUCUUUCUCUCUCUACCAGAUGCCCCUCUUGACGUGUAGGCAGUGCAGGGAUGCGGUUGAGAAGGCAAAGGGGGAGCAAGGGGCUCAGAAUGUGGUGCAUAGUUGUACUUAUGGGCUAGUGACCACACCACCUUGUAAUGGUGCAAAAGGGAGCACCACAUGUAAUGGUAUUGGUGCGCAAAUGCGGAGCACUGCAUGUGGUACUACAGUAAAAAUGGUGGGCAGUGUAUCCAAUGGCAGUUGUGUACAAAUGGUGAUUGGUACAUGUGAUGAUAUUGGUGUACAAACUAGUUCUGCUGGGUGUAAUGGUAAUGGAGUACAAAAGGGGGGCAGUGUAUGCAAUGGCAAUUGUAUACACAUGGGGGGUAGCACGUGUAAUGGCAAUGGUGUACAGAUAAGUGGCGGUGUAUCGGACGGCAAUGCUGCAUGCAAUGGCAGUGGUGUACCAAUGGGAGCAAGUGCAUGCAAUGGCAAUGGUGUACAAAUGGCAGCCGAUGCGUUGAAUGACAGUGGUGUACAAAUGGGGGGAGGUGCCUACAAUGACAAAUGAGGUACAAACAGGUCGAUUGGGCGGCGGCCAAGAAUCGGAUUCUGCAAUUUUAUGCUCAAGGGGUGGAGAUAGAGAGAAGGUUAUGUGAUUUAAGAGGGCUAAAAGAUGGAUUGCUAAAGAGAAGCAAGAUCUUGCAAAGUAAAGGGUUGGCUAAUGGAUCUGGCUGUUAACUCUUAAUUUUCCUUUUUGUUUCGAGAGUUGGAGAGUGGCUGAUAAGUCCCUAUUUUCCUCAUCCGUUCAGAGGUUGGAAGCAGGGACUACUAGCUCCCUGUAAUUUCUGAGCUUGGGGGUUCUAGGUAAUGAUUUUUUGGUUUGAGAAAUGGAAGAUCCAUGGUUUUUUGUAUGGUUUGUAAAUUUGGGUCUGGUUUAUUUUUUAAUUAUGAUUCUCUCGUGUGAAUAUUUGAGCUUUUUUGUGUAUAUGGUUCUGUGGUUUCUAAUCUA
This is a messenger RNA of Amborella trichopoda, 3938 nucleotides long. The record is from RefSeq and is a predicted model, not a curated record. Lineage: Eukaryota; Viridiplantae; Streptophyta; Magnoliopsida; Amborellales; Amborellaceae.